UGCGCCGUGGCGGUUGCUGGGAAACCGCGCGGACACCAGACAGACCUACUGGUGUUUGGGUUUUCCGCUGGAAGUUGUAAGCCGCCCGAACGGGAGAGGGAGUUUAGUCUGCCGAGAUGGCUUCCAAAAGGAGAACUUUGAGCUUCAGUGAAAGGCAUCAGAAUUUAGUAGAUAUAAACUAUUGCAAAAAAUUGCAUGUCGAGGCACUACAAAGGCUACAGAAUCAAACCAGGGACCGAAUGGUGCAGAGUGAGAAUGAUGACAGGGCUGAGCGCAAAAGGUUCCUCAGAUUAUUACAGGAUGAACAAUUUGAGUUGGAUAUGGAAGAGGCCAUUCAAAAGGCAGAAGAAAACAAAAGAUUGAGGGAACUCCAGCUUGAACAAGAAGAAAAAUUGGCUACAGAACUGGCAAAACUAAAACGUGAAAGUCUAAAGGAUGAAAAGUUGAGGCAACAAGUAAGAGAAAACAGUGCUGAGCUCAGAGAAUUGGAAAAGAAAUUAAAAGCAGCUUACAUGAAUAAAGAAAGAGCAGCUCAAAUUGCUGAAAAGGAUGCCAUUAAAUACGAGCAAAUGAAACGUGAUGCUGAAAUAGCCAGAACGAUGAUGGAGGAGCACGAGAGGUUGAUAAAGGAAGAGAAUGCCGCAGAGGACAAACGAAACCAAGUAAAAGCACAGUACAGUCAUGACUUAGAGAAACAGCUUGAAGAACAAGAGAAGAAAAAGCAGGAAGCUUAUGAGCAGUUGCUGAAAGAGAAGCUCAUGGUUGAUGAAAUUGUUAGGAAAAUCUAUGAAGAAGAUCAGUUGGAAAGACAGCAAAGGUUAGAGAAAAUGAAUACAACUCGAAGGUAUAUAGAAGAGUUUCAGAAAGAGCAGGCUCUCUGGAGAAAAAAGAAACGUGAGGAGAUGGAAGAAGAAAAUAGAAAAAUAAUAGAGUUUGCCAAGUUGCAGCAACAAAGAGAAGAAGAUCGAAUGGCGAAAGUUCAAGAAAGUGAAGAAAAAAGACUACAGCUUCAAAAUAUGCUGACUCAGAGGUUGGAAGAAAUGCUGCGGCAACGUGAAGAUUUAGAACAAGUGCGACAGGAAUUAUACCAGGAAGAACAAGCUGAAAUACAUAAGAAGAAACUAGAAGAAGAAGCAGAAGAGAAAUUGAGAAAGCAAAAGGAGUUGAAGCAAGAUUUUAUGGACCAAAUGGCCUUGAAGGAAUUAGUACUUCAGGCUGCAAAAGAAGAAGAGGAGACUUUUAGGAAAGCUAUGCUGGCGAAAUUUGCUGAGGAUGAUCGAAUAGAAUUAAUGAAUGCUCAGAAGCAAAGAAUGAAGCAGCUAGAACACAAGAGGGCUGUGGAAAAACUUAUAGAAGAGCGCCGCAACCAGUUCCUUGCAGACAAACAACGUGAACUGCAGGAAUGGCAGUGGCAGCAAAAAAGACAAGGAUGUAUAAAUGCAAUUGUCGAAGAAGAAAGACUAAAACUUCUCAAAGAACAUGCUACAAAACUACUAGGGUAUCUCCCUAAAGGAGUAUUCAAAAAUGAGGAUGAUAUUGAUAUGCUUGGUGAAGAGUUUAGAAAAGCAUAUCAGAAAAGGAGUGAAAUUUGUGAGAAGUGAUACCAUCAAGAUUUGGUAAAACCUGGGUUCUUUUGUAUGUUACCACUAGGUGUCAGUGUAACUUUUGUUUUAGAGUUCAGUGAGUAGGACUCCCAUUGUCUCUGGAUUUUCUAAAACAUUUCUGUAAGUUAUCAUUUAUAAAGAAUCAGUUGUAAGAAAACAUUUGUUUUCUGAUAAAGAGUAUUAUAUGCAA
Molecule: messenger RNA, 1794 nt
Organism: Odocoileus virginianus texanus
Lineage: Eukaryota; Metazoa; Chordata; Mammalia; Artiodactyla; Cervidae
Gene: MNS1
Product: meiosis specific nuclear structural 1
Biological process (GO): cilium organization
Cellular component (GO): motile cilium
Source: RefSeq, a predicted model, not a curated record